Messenger RNA from Coffea arabica (coffee), 1173 nucleotides. RefSeq names its product protein PATRONUS 2. The record is from RefSeq and is a predicted model, not a curated record. Gene Ontology annotation, biological process: regulation of mitotic cell cycle. Lineage: Eukaryota; Viridiplantae; Streptophyta; Magnoliopsida; Gentianales; Rubiaceae.
UUGAUAUUGUCACAAACCCAGGGAGUUUGGCUUUCAUUCUUCUUCCCUACUUCUCUCCAAAUUUCAACGCCACCACCCGUGCGGCUGUGCAUAUGAUAUGAAAGCGAAAGCCUCCUCGUCUUCUUUGCCCUUUUAGUUAUCCUUCUCCUUCUCUUGAAUCUCUGCCACCCACUUGCUGUUUCGUGAAGAGUCUUCAAAGAGAGAAUUUUGGGUUAAAGAUUGAUUUGUUACGGCUGUCUUUCUGUGCAAUUUCUCAUAAAUAUUGAUUUCCGUGCAAUUUGUUACGGAACAAUUUUAGCUUAGCUGUCAGAUGCAACAGAGAAGCAUGGCAAGACAGUUAACUCAGAAGCAGUUGAUCCCGCAAGAUGAGAAUUUAAAUUUUCUAAGGAAAGGGUCUGUUAAGGGUAAAUCAACUGGCUUCAAACUGGAAAAAAAGAAAAUUGGUACAGGGUUUGGGAAUCGUAAAGCCCUCGGUGACAUUACAAACAAGUCAUCUGUUCAUCAUGAAGCAUCAUUGAAGAGAAAAAGUACACCAAAAGAAGAGCCUAACAUGUCAGAGGAGAUGUUUCUGCAUGAUCAUAAAAAGUGCAUUGAGUCUCAGAAGGCAGCCAUGAGAGCAUCUUUCUGGGACACGCUGUUGCCAGGAUGUGUUCCCCACGAAACUCGGAAGAUCAAAUCUACAAAGAGUGAAAUUGAUACAGACAGUGAAUGCUCUCAUCCAGAACCAGUAGAGAUCCCCAUGUCUGAUUACUCUGAUCUUUUUCAGAGUUCAACAUUUCCAUCCUCUCCUAGUCAAAUAUGGUUGGACUCUCCACCCUGGUCUCCAUCUGAAUGGGAUUUUGGGCCAGUGGAAUUCAAGCUGAAAGAAGACAGUAGUGAUCCUUAAAUCUAGAGCAUGUUCAUGAUACUGUUCCCAAUUUCUCUAUCAGAAAGCAUCUUCUAGUGGGUAGAAUCAGAGAACUUUCUAUCUUCCUGUUCUUAAAUUCUAGGAAGCAGGUUUAUUUACAGCAGAUGAUGAAGGUCGAGCUGAAUGUGAACCAAUAUUGAAGUCGAAUUUUGAUUAGCAUGAAGAUAGAAAGUUCAUUCAGGAUUCACACUUUUCAUUCUUUGUUUACAUUAGAGAAAAAUAGGUAAUUCUAUUGCUUUAAUGAUAAAUCUUUCAUGAGUUAACCG